Suricata suricatta (meerkat) is the source of this 3779-nucleotide messenger RNA. RefSeq names its product adhesion G protein-coupled receptor F3 (gene ADGRF3). Gene Ontology annotation, molecular function: G protein-coupled receptor activity. Bases 114 to 3068 code for a protein of 984 amino acids. The transcript is spliced from 14 exons. NCBI's taxonomy places the organism in Eukaryota, Metazoa, Chordata, Mammalia, Carnivora, Herpestidae. Gene Ontology annotation, cellular component: membrane. The record is from RefSeq and is a predicted model, not a curated record. Gene Ontology annotation, biological process: cell surface receptor signaling pathway; G protein-coupled receptor signaling pathway.
CUCGUCUCUUCAUUCGCUAGCGUCAAAAUUGCUGUGGGCCUUGCCAGCUCCUCUUGGAGGAAAUUUGCAUCAUGCAGGAGCCUGAGGACUCAGGAGGACGGAUUCACUGAGCUAUGAUCUAUUCGGCUGCCCCGCUGCUCCUGGCCAUGACUCUCCUUCUGGUGGGGUCACCACUUGCUCAGGCAUCCCAACCUGGACAGAGUCAGACUGGAGGGGAAUCGGGGCAGCAGUUGGAUCAAAAGGGUGGAGCAAGUGAGUCAGUCUUGGCCUCAGUCUAUGUACAGCUGGACUUCUUACACCAGACCUGGCCAUUGGCACUCUCCAGAACCCUGACUCUUGCCUUUGCCUCGGUUUCCACUACCCCAAGAGCUCUCACUGGCCUCAACCUCACCACAGAAUGCAGCAUCCACCAGGAUGGCUCUACCUACUGCGCCUGCCUCUCUGGGUACCGGUGGAACGCCAGCGUCUGCUCCCAUCGCCGUCCCUGCCAGAGCCCCCACAGCCGCGGGCCCUGUGGCUGUCUGGUCUUCAGCCCUUCUGAGGCUGGGUACUGCCAGCUGCUGCCACCUGUCCCUGGAAUACUGAGCCUGGACUCCGAGGUACAGAUGCCUGGCAACACACUGAAUGUGACCUUCGUCACCAGCCAUGAGACCACCAACCGAAACUGGUUCCUGCGGCCCUCCGGGAGCCCCAAACCCAUCCUCCUGCAGCCAGGGACACAAGUGUCCCUGACCUCCAGCCCGGGCCUGGCUGUCCUCAGCAUCGUCAACAUCUCCCAUAAAUGGGCAGGUGAGUACAUGUGCUGCUUUGAAGCUCAGGGAUUCAGGUGGGAGCUGAACCAGGUGGUGAAGGUGCCCCUGCAGGCAACAGACGUGGCCCGGCUUCCAGACCAGCUCUCCGUCUCCUGCGCCACCAGCCCCGGCUUCCAGCUGAGCUGCUGCCUCCCCAGCACACACCUCACCUACACGGCUUCCUGGAGCCCCGCAGAGGGCAGCAAAGCCUCCUUCGUCAACACACCGGGCUCCCAGUGCUUCGUGCUGGCCGUUCAGCGCUGCCCUGCGGCUGACACCACGUACACUUGUGAGCUGCAGAGCCCAGGACUGAACCCUCUCAGGGUCCCCGUCUCUGUCACCAUCAUCCGGGACGGAGACACCACCUGCCCCGAAGCCUCCUCAGCUGUUGCCUGGAACGUCACCAAGGCUGGCCAUGUGGCACAGGCCCCGUGUCCUGUGAAUAGGACCGGUGUGGUGAGGCGGACCUGUGGCCUCGAUGGCAGUUGGGAGCCCAUCUGCAGUGGCUGCACAGACACAGGGCUGCUGGCCUUGUCUCACAGAGCCUGGCUGCUGCGGGCAGGCCAGGGCUGGCCAGCUGCGGAGGUGCCCCAGAUCCUGGCAGAGCUGUCGCAGCAGGCUUUGGCGGUGAGCUCGCCCUCCGACUUAUUGGCACUGCUGGGCACCAUUUCAUUCCUGGCCAAGGUGGUGGUGGAUGCUAGAACACAGCUUAACCGCAGUGCCCUGGAGGCUCUCCUGAAAACCACAGACAAGGUCCUAGACAUGGACGCCAGCUCUCUGUGGACCCCAGCCCAGGAGCAGAAGCCCUCAAUGGGCUCAGAUCUCCUGCUGGCUGUGGAGACCCUGGCACGCAGCCUGUGCCCUGAGGAUCACCCCUUCUCCUUCCGCUUGCAAAAUGUGCAGCUGCAGACCCAGCUCCUUGGGCCCACGGUCCCCGCUGACUACAGGGUCUCCUUCUCCACGCAGCCCCCACUGCAGGCACACAUUCCCAGGUGCUCACUGGCCCCGCUGGGUCAUAAUGGAACCAACAUCAGUAUUACUAGCCUGGUGCUGCAGAAACUGGACCAUCUUCUGCCCUCAAACUAUGGACAGGGGCUGGGGGACUCCCUCUAUGCCACUCCUGGUCUGGUCCUCGCCAUCUCCAUCACGGCCGGUGGCCAGGCCUUCGACGGGGGAGAAGUCAUCAUGGACUUUGAGGAUGCAGGUGGCACUCCGCACUGUGUCUUCUGGGACCACAGUCUCUUCCAGGGCAAGGGGGGCUGGUCAGGUGAAGGGUGCCAGGUGCAGACAGCUCCUGCCAGCCCCACCACACGGUGCCUCUGCCAGCACCUCACUGCUUUCUCCAUCCUCAUGUCCCAGAACACGGUUCCAGAAAACCCCACCUUGGAGCUGCUGAGUCAGGUGGGCUUGGGGGCCUCCAUCCUGGCCCUGCUGGUGUGCCUAGGUGUGUACAGGCUGGUUUGGAGAGCUGUGGUGCAGAACAAAGUCGCCUACUUACGCCACAUGGCCCUGCUCAACAUGGUGCUCUGCCUUUUGGCUGCAGACACCUGCUUCCUGGGAGCCCCCCUGCUUCCUCCGGGGCCCCGAAGCCCACUCUGCCUGGCCGCUGCCUUCCUCUGUCAUUUCCUCUACCUGGCCACCUUUUUCUGGAUGCUGGCUCAGGCCUUGAUGUUGGCCCACCAGCUGCUGUUCGUCUUCCGUCGGCUGUCCAAGUGCAGAGUACUCUCCCUGAUGGUGGGCCUCGGCUACAUGUGCCCAAUGGGGUUUGCAGGCGCCGCCCUGGGCCUCUACCUACCCCGAGGGCAGUACCUGGGGGAGGGGGCAUGCUGGUUAAGUGGGAAGGGAGGGGCGCUCUACACCUUCGUGGGGCCGGUGCUGGCCAUCGUGGGCGUGAAUGGGCUGGUGCUCGCCAUGGCUGUCCUCAAGCUCCUGAGACCUUCGCUGUCAGAGGGGCCCCAGGCGGAGAAGCGCCAAGCCGUCCUGGUGGUCAUCAAAGCCCUGCUCGUUCUCACACCCCUCUUCGGCCUCACCUGGGGGCUGGGCCUGGCCACCCUGCUGGAGGAGGUCUCCGCUGUUCCUCACUACAUCUUCACCCUUCUCAACGCCACCCAGGGUGUCUUCAUCUUACUCUUCGGCUGCCUCAUGGACAAGAAGGUGCGAGAGGCUUUACUCAAACGCGUCUGCCGCUCCCAGUCCCCCAACUCCACCAGCUCCCUGGCUACGUGUGAAACCUCCAUCCCGGAGCACAGCAAAGGAAGAAGGGAGGACGCCAGAUGAGAGGCAAGCCUGCCUGGCAGCAGCGUGGGCAGCAUGGAGGGAGCGGAGUGUGGCAACGGGCUUCCUGGCAAAGGCUCCUCUUCACAUAACCGACGGUCGCAGCCCAAGGGGUGGAAAACAGACUUUUCUAACCCAGACAUUUCUAGACGGGAGGGGGAAGGUGGAGGCCUCAGAAAGCAGGCAUAGCGUCUUCCACUGCUUUUACAGAAAGCUGCAGGGAGUUUUACCACCACUGACCCUUGGCUUGGUCCACUCUGAAAAUUCCUUUGUGCACCGUCAGAUUUUUUUAAUUAUCCUGAAAAUCCUUUGCUUUGAAGGAGUUGCCGUUGAUGGGCAUGGUGUCCAGAGGGGUGGGCAGCCUGCAGAGGUGGUGGAAGGUCUCCUUCACCAGCCCCGAGCUUCAGGAGAGGCAGAGGCUUUGAGUGAACCACACGCAGAGCCCAUGUUCCUCCUCCAACGGAGUUGGGGGAACGUUCCAGAAUCCAGCAGGGAAUCACACCCUUCUGCCAUCCCCGAGCUCAGCCCCCUGCACAGACGGGCUUAUGUUUCCAUUCAUCAUGUUUCCUUCUCUCGCAGGUCACCUGUCCACACCCCUAAACUAUCCAAGCAAAAAUAGUAUGAAAAACUAGCUAAAGCUACCUGUUAUACAUGCCUGCCUUUGCUGUAAACAUAAUCAACAGAUAUUAAAGUUCAAAAUAAUUGCAAGUAAAA